Molecule: messenger RNA, 1293 nt
Organism: Ostreobium quekettii
Lineage: Eukaryota; Viridiplantae; Chlorophyta; Ulvophyceae; Bryopsidales; Ostreobiaceae
Source: the annotation of a GenBank genome assembly
AUGGAGCGCGGGGAGGCGCUGGUGCCCGGCGGGGAGCGGCGCAAGAACGGGCGGGACGGGGCGGCCAGGCUGCCCCUGAGGCCGCAGCCGCCGCGGCCGCGACCGCGCUACCCCGUGGGCGGGCAGGUGGUGUGCCAGUGGGUGCGCAUUGACGCGGGCGGCGGCACCUCGCUGAUCAGCGUGGACCGGCACAAGCUGACGCAGGAGCUGGGGGUGCAGAUGCGCGACCUGCGCCUGCUGGACCCCAAGUCCAGCACCAACCCGUCGGCCAUCCUGCCGCGCGACCGGGCGCUGGUGGUCGCUCUGGAGAGCAUCAAGGCCGUCAUCACGCAGAACUACGUGAUCGUGAACAACCCGGGCGGGGAGGGCGCCGCGCCGCUGGUGCGCGAGCUGGAGGCGCGCCUCGGGAAGACCGCGACGGGGACGAUACUCGGCGACCUGGUGGCGAUGCGCGGCCUGUCGGCGGGCGGCGGGGCCAACGGCAACGGCUGCAGGAGCCCCGACGGGUUUGAUGGGUUCGAUGGGGAGCAGCAGGGCGACGUGACGUACGCCAUGAAGUCCGCCACGCCCUUCGAGCUCAAGGCGCUGGAGGUCUGCCUCGAGUCGAUUUGCUCCACCUUGGAUGAACUGACCACUGAGCUGGAAGCAGUUGCCUUUCCAGCCCUCGAUGCUCUCACUGUUCAGGUCACAACCCACAACCUUCAACGAGUACGUUCAUUGAAGAGCAGGAUGGUUCGGCUCAAGACCAGGGUUGAGACGGUGCGAGAGAUGCUUGAGAAGUUCCUGGAGGACGAUGAUGACAUGCGGUCACUGAACUUGACAGCCAAACAGCAAGCUGGCCUGUCUGCACGCAAACAGAACCGCAGCAGCAUGUCACACCAGCGACGGGUGUCAGAUGACUUCAAGGAGAUGGCCUCGGACACCGAUAGUCAGGACGAGGACCUGCAGGAGGUGGAGAUGCUUCUGGAGGCGUACUUCAUGCAGACGGACAACACGCUGAAUCGGCUCCAAACGUUGUGUGAGUACAUUGACGACACUGAGGACUACAUUAACAUCGAGCAGGACAAGCACCGGAACCAGCUGCUGCAGCUGGAGCUACUCAUGUCGGCUGGGACUUUUGCACUGGCCUUCGUUGCAGUGAUUUCUGGAAUUUUCGGCAUGAACCUAAAAAAUGAUGAUGAAGGGGACAACACCACCUUUAUUCUGGUGAGCGUCAUCAGUUCGAUGGGUGCAGUGGUUAUCUUCGCCCUCCUGAUCCUGUUCUGCCGGUGGAAGGGCUUGAUGUUCAACUGA